Messenger RNA from Centropristis striata (black sea bass), 1482 nucleotides. RefSeq names its product SSU72 homolog, RNA polymerase II CTD phosphatase (gene ssu72). NCBI's taxonomy places the organism in Eukaryota, Metazoa, Chordata, Actinopteri, Perciformes, Serranidae. Gene Ontology annotation, cellular component: nucleus; mRNA cleavage and polyadenylation specificity factor complex. Gene Ontology annotation, molecular function: RNA polymerase II CTD heptapeptide repeat phosphatase activity. The record is from RefSeq and is a predicted model, not a curated record. Gene Ontology annotation, biological process: termination of RNA polymerase II transcription. The coding region runs from base 183 to 767 and encodes 194 amino acids. The transcript is spliced from 5 exons.
UCCGCCAUUUUAACUUCCUGCAUCAAUAGAAGACGAGCUAAUCGCACAGUAUUUGUACUCGAAACGUUUUCUGAAUUAUCGUAACAAAAGGGGGUUGUCUCGUUUGUUUUUCUUACAGGGAUCAAACUUACUACCUCUGUAUAGUUUCUGUCGUCUCGGUUAUUUUCAGCCAGAGAUUCGCGAUGCCGAGCCACCCGCUGCGAGUAGCGGUUGUGUGCUCGAGCAACCAGAACCGCAGUAUGGAAGCGCACAGUAUCCUCAGCAAACGUGGAUUUGAUGUGCGUUCAUUCGGGACAGGGUCUCACGUGAAGCUACCCGGUCCUGCCCCGGAUAAGCCAAAUGUGUAUGACUUCAAAACGACAUAUAUACAGAUGUACAACGACUUGGUCCGCAAGGACAAGGAACUAUACACACAGAACGGCAUCCUGCACAUGCUGGACCGCAACAAGCGCAUCAAAUCAAAGCCGGAGCGCUUUCAAAGCUGCAAGGACAAGUUUGACCUGGUCAUCACCUGUGAAGAGAGAGUUUAUGACCAAGUGCUGGAGGAUCUGAAUUCAAGAGAGCAGGAGACUCUUCAACCUGUUCACGUCAUCAAUGUAGAUAUUCAGGAUAACCACGAGGAAGCCACGCUGGGCGCCUUCCUCAUCUGUGAGCUGUGUCAAUGUAUCCAGCACACUGAGGACAUGGAAGAUGAAAUGGAUGAACUCCUACAGGAGUUUGAGGAGAAGAGCAACAGGCCUUUUCUCCACACUGUCUGCUUCUACUGAUAAACAUUAGAAAUCUGCAAUAAACACAGACCCGGGUUACAAGCAAUCAAACCAUAGUAUAUGGACACACACACACACACACACAACACACACACACUUCAUACUCCUCUGUCUACAACACAGUACAUACACAUUGUGUGCCUACACAGCCACACACACACACACACACACACACAGCUUUGGUCAGGACCUAACAAAUGGCUGCUGUUGGACAUAUGGGUGAUGAUGGGUUUUUCCUCUAUGCAGAGGACAGACUCGCUGCUCUCGCUCUGCCUUCAUUUCUCUGGAUCAAGGUCAGGCCAAGGUCCUCCCUCCAUCCCAGUCCAAUGAAAUCACUCAACCAUGUCUCCUCAGGGAGAGCCAUAACACCCACACCCCUGUUUCAACAACUCCUCAACCAGCCCCCUUUUGAUUUCGUUCAGUACGGCAUAUGAAUGCUGAUUUUUUUGUUUUCAGCAGUAUAUAUAUAAUUUUAAUUUGUUCAAGCAUAUUUGUCAGAUUUAUAUUCCUGACUUGGGACAGUGUAAAUGUGUUUAUCUGAGACGGACAGGGAGGAGAAGUAAUGAACUGAAUGCGUGUUUCUGUGCGACCAUGUGUUGUAGAUUAGUUCAUUAAGUUAAAGGGGGUGGGCUAAUAAUGAAUAACCAAACAUAGACCUCUCUGAGGCUCUCCUCCAGUGUGUUUCAGAUAUAAUGUGUUGAUUCAUAUUUAAACU